GAUAUAAAAGAAGAAGAGUAAAACCUAAAGGAAAAAAUAAAACAGCCAAAAUGAUGUCUGGGCAGACAUAAAAUGUAUAUUAAACUUCCAACAAUCCAACUACAAACGAGUUCCAGCUAAGGAUUAAGUGUUUAACCAGCUACAAAGGACUCCCAGCUGAGUAUUAAGUGUUUAAAUUGCUUGCAAGACAGGCUUAAACUCCUUUAUAAAUUUCCAAGCCUUUUCUGAGGAGUCAAAUCAUUUUGGGCAGGCAUUAGGCGGGGAGAUUCUCAAACGAGCUGUAUUACGCAAAGAGGGGCGACAGUUCUUAUAAGGUUCAGCUAUCACUUCCUGAAAUUUAAUUCUUUUUGCAUAAACCUGUGGGGCAAAAUUUUCAACUAUGCGAAUCUCUACUCCAUUAUAAAUUAGCUUCCCCUGCUUCCUAGCAUCUCGAAGAAUUGCUUCUUUAGUAAUAAAGUAAUUGCCGGGCGAGGUUUCAACUCAAUGGAAGGCUUCAGGCGGAGGAUUCGGUGGGCUCUAUCUAUCAUCGGAGGAGCUUCAAGUACCUCACUAAAAAGUUGGAAAUGACAAAGAAUUUGUGUGCAGGAAUCUCAUACAGAACAGAAUUUCAGGUUUGCUGUCUUUGUCCAGAUAUUUGAGGAGUGACCAGCUAUUUCCAUUGUAACACCAAUAUAUCCAUUGUUGAUCUUAGGAGAUGAAGAAGUAUCUCAUCCCAGCUGGAAAAAUGCUUUGUGUCUGAAGUGAAGUUUUAUGUAGUAACUCUGAAGUCUGCUGGAAAUGAGGUGCUGAGAACACACCGGUAUUUGAUGCCAAGGGACUUUCUCAGUGUGAGAUUCUCUCACUCAGCAAGCCACAGAAACACCUGUGAGUUUACAGAGUGAAGACGCCAAUCACCUGUUCUGUGUGUGGGACAGGAUCUACUCAGUGACUCAGCAUGAAGAUACAUCAGCAAGUUCACACCACAGUGAGAUGCUCCACCGGUUCUGUCUGAAUGAAGUGAUUUAGUCUGUUGCCCACACUGACGGUACGUCAGAAAAUUCACAUCAGUGAGUUCACAAGGAACAGAGUCUUCAAUGAUUCCGUGUGUGGAAAGAGAUUCCCUUGGUUAUCUGACCUGCCUAGAUAUGAGUGUGUUCACACUGGUGAGAGGCUGUUCAACUGUUCAGACUGUAGGAAAGGAUUGACUUUGUCAUCGGAUCUAUUAGCAUACCUGUCAUUUCACACUGGGGAGAUGUUCAUCUGCUCAGACUGUGGGAAGAGGUUCAAUCGAUCAUCUGCCCUACUGGUACACCAGCGAGUUCAUACUGGGGAGAGGCCAUUCACCUGUUCAGUGUGUGCAAAGGGAUUCACUCAGUUAUCCUCCCUGCAGGCACACCAGCGAGUUCACACUGGGGAGAGGCCAUUCACUUGUUCAGUGUGUGGAACGGGAUUCACUCAAUUAUCUUCCCUGCAGACACACCAGCGAGUUCACACUGGGGAGAGGCUGUUCAUCAGUUCAGUUUGUGUGAAGGGAUUCAGUCGAUCUUGUCACCUACAGGGACAGCACCGGGUUCACAGUGGGGAGAGGCAAUUCACCUGCUCAGUGUGUGGGAAAGGGUACAGUCAUUCAUCUGCCCUACUGGCACAGCAGAGAAUUCACACUGGGGAGAGGCCAUUCACCUGUUCGGACUGUGGGAAGGGAUUCACUCAGUCAUCUUCCCUACAGGCACACCAGCGAGUUCACACUGGGGAGAGGCUGUUCACCAGUUCAGUGUGUGAGAAAGAAUUCAGUCCAUCUUGUCACCUACAGAGUCAUCAGCGAGUUCAGACUGGGGAGAGGCCAUUCACCUGUUCUGUGUGUGGGAAGGGAUUCAGUCAAUCAUCUGCCCUAUUGGUACACCAUCGUGUCCAUACUGGGGAGAGGCCGUUCACAUGUUCAGACUGUGGGAAGGGAUUCACUCAGUCAUCUUCCCUUGAGGCACACCGACGAAUUCACACUGGUGUGAGGCCCUUCAGUUGUUCAGUCUGUCAAAAGACAUUCACUCAAUUAUCUUCCCUACAGACACACUGGCGAGUUCACACUGGGGAGAAGCCGUUCCAUUGUUCAGACUGUGGAAAGAGAUUCACUCAAUUAUCUUCUUUACAAACACAUCAGCGAGUUCACACUGGGGAGAGGCCAUUCACCAGUUCAGUGCGUGAGAAGAGAUUUUGCCGAUCACAUCACCUGCAGGGACACCAACGAGUUCACACUGAGGAGAGGCCAUUCAUCUGCUCAGUGUGUGGGAAGGGGUUCACUCGAUCAUCUGCUGUAUUGGUCCACCAGCGAGUUCACACUGGGGAGAGGCCGUUCACCUGUUCAGACUGUGGGAAGGGAUUCAGUCAAUUAUCUUCUCUCAAGGCACAUCAGCGUGUUCACACUGGAGAGAGGCCAUUCACCUGUUCAGACUGUGGGAAGGGAUUCACUCAGUUAUCUUCCCUACAGGCACACCAACGAGUUCACACUGGAGAGAGACCAUUCAACUGUUCAGUGUGUGGGAAGGGAUUCACUCAGUUAUCUUCCCUACAGGGACAUCAGCGAGUUCACACUAGGGAGAGGCUAUUCACAAGUUCAGUGUGUGAGAAAGGAUUCAGUCGAUCACGACACCUACAGGGACAUCGGCGAGUUCAGACUGGGGAGAGGCCAUUCACCUGUUCCGUGUGUGGGAAGGGAUUCAGUCAAUCAUCUGCCCUAUUGGUACACCAUCGUGUCCAUACUGGGGAGAGGCCAUUCAUCUGUUCAGACUGUGGGAAGGGAUUCACUCAGUCAUCUUCCCUAGAGGCACACCGACGAAUUCACACUGGGGUGAGGCCAUUCUGCUGUUCAGUGUGUGGAAAGGGAUUCACUCAGUUAUCUUCCCUACAGACGCACCAGCGAGUUCACACCGGGGAGAGGCCAUUCACUUGUUCAGUGUGUGGAAAGGGAUUCACUCAGUUAUCUUCCCUGCAAACACACCAGCGAGUUCACACCGGGGAGAGGCCAUUCAGCUGUUCAGUGUGUAGAAAGGGAUUCACUCAAUUAUCUUCCCUGCAGACACACCAGCGAAUUCACACUGGGGAGAGGCCGUUCACUUGUUCAGACUGUGGGAAGGGAUUCACUCAAUUAUCUUCCCUACAGACACACCAGCGAGUUCACACUGGGGAGAGACCGUUCACUUGUUUGGAUUGUGGGAAGGGAUUCACUCAAUUAUCUUCCCUACAGACACAUUUGCGAGUUCACACUGGGGAGAGGGAGUUCACCUGUUUGGACUGUGGGAAGGAUUUCAAAUAAUUAAAUUCCCUACAGACACACCAGUGAGCUUGCACUGGGUAGAGGGAGCUUACCUGUUUAGACUGUGGGAAGGGUUUCACUCCAUUAUCUUCCCUACAGACACACCAUCGAGUUCACACUGGCGUGUGGCCUUUCACCUGUUCAGUAUGCGGGAAGGGAAUCAUUCAGUUAUCUAAUCUGAAGGUACAUUAGAUUAUGAAGACACGCAGUCCUCUUUUAUUGUCAUUUAGUAAUGCAUGCAUUAAGAAAUGAUACAAUAUUUCCUCCAGUGUGAUAUCACAAAAGACAGGACAGACCAAGACUGAAAAAACGUAACAAAACCACAUAAUUAUAACAUAUAGUUACAACAGUGCAACAAUACCAUAACUUGAUGAAGAAGUCCAUGAGCACAGUAAAAAGUUCAGAGUCUCUCAAAUGUCCCACAUCUCACGCAGACAGGAGAAGGAAGAAAAACUCUCCCUGCCAUGCCCGACCACAGUCUGACUCUGAGUCAUCCGAAAACUUCGAACCUCCGAUCAGCUCUCCAACACCAAGUACUGAGUGCCAUCUCUAUCCGAACGAUUUGACUUCAAUCUCAGUCGCCAACAGCAGGCAAAGCUGGGGAUUUUGAGGCAUUCCCUCCGAAAGAUUCCCGAUCGUGCAGUAACAACAGCAGCGAACUGGCAUUUCAGAAAUUUCUCCAGAUGUUCCUCUGUGAGUCCUUGCAAGUGCAUAUCAAUUAGUAGAACCACAACCAGAGACAUAUAUAGGUUUAGACCAGCCCCUUCAAUCCAUUCAAUUAGCUCAACUAUGCUAUGCUGCCCCCAGUAGACAUAUUGAAAACAUGGCUGCUUGGCAAGUCCAAGAAUGGGAACCCACCAUCAUGAAAAUCUGCAGUUUGAAUGCAGCAGUAGAUGACAGACUCCCUCCAAUAGGGCCCCAGCUACCUUGGAAAAAAUAAGAUGAGGCAUUGGAAAAAAGUUGUUUUGCAGAUGUGCUCAGUGAAUCCAUCCUCUAGGACCAUGAUUAGCUCCACUUCCACUUCAGUUGCCCCAUCAGUGAACUGAUCCCACAAAUUAUGGACUCAGUUUCAGGGACUCUUCAUCACACAUCUCAAUAUUUAGUAUUUUUUAAGACCAUAAAAGAUAGGAGCUGAAUUCGGCCAGUCAGCCUAUUGAGUCUGUACUGCCAUUGCAUCAUGGCGGACCUAUUUUCCAUCUCAGCCCUAAUCUCCUGCCUUUUUCCUGUAUCCAUUCUCACCCAGACUAAACAAGAAUCUAUCAACAUUUGCCUUAUAUACAUCCAAUAAAUUGAACUCCACAACCACCUGUGGCAAGAAGUUUCAAUGAGUGCUGCUAAAAAAUCUGUGUGGGCCACAACAGGGCUUACCUACUGCUGAGCGAAACCCUGUGAGGGUAGCUCAAGCAUGUUCUGGACGCUGUGCCACAACGCCCCCAGUGAAGCACAGAGGCUUUAUUUCCUUAGUCUGGGCGGCUUGUAAGCAGGUGACAACAUGGGUUCAGGCCUAAUUGUCACUAUGACCGAGGACUUGGCUCCCACUAUCCACUCCUGCUUGCAUCCAAUAAAUUAGUGAAUCAAACUUGCAGUGUACCAGAUUAACAAUGUCCGAAAGGGUCUUGUGAUCACAAGAAAAGUAAACAUGAUAUGCAUUCUUGCUCUCUCUCUCCCUUUCCCUCUUCCUCUCUCUUCUCUCCCUCUCUCUCUCGAUGAUGAGUGAGUGCUACCAACACUUGAGUCAGUAAACUGGAAGUAAAAGUGGCGCUGUAGAGAUUGACACAGCAAGCUAUUGGUCUCUUUCUUGCUAUGGCAGGAGCAAUAUCUUCCCUCGUUAGUGACAGAGGGGGGCCUGUUGGGAUGGAGUCUAGAUCAUGGUCUCUUUUGGGCUUUCCUGUUGAUGGCAUGGUGGGUGAUCGGGUGUCUGAUGCUCUUUGGUGAAAUAAAGGGGGAGGGGUGGGGGAGUGUUGAUGCUUUUGCUGUUGCAAAAAGUUCUAUUCAAAAGGCUCAAAGGAACAUCUAAACAAGCCUGAAGCAAGUCCUGUGGACUGAUGAAGUUAAAAUAGAACUUUUUUGGCCACAGUGAGAAAAGGUAUGUUUGGAGAAAAAAGGGUGCAGAAUUUCAUGAAAAGAACCCCUCUCCAACUGUUAAGCACGGUGGUGGAUUGAUCAUGCUUUGGGCUUGUGUCGCAGCCAGAGGCACGGGGAACAUUUACUGGUAGAGGGAAGAAUGAAUUCAAUUCAAUACCAGCAAAUUCUGGAAGCAAACAUCACACUGUCUGUAUAAAAAGCUGAAGAUGAAAAGAGGAUGGCUUCUACAACCGGAUAAUGAUCCCAAACACACCUCAAAAUUCACAAUGGACUACCUCAAGAGGCACAAGCUGAAGGUUCAGCCAUGGCCCUCACAGUCCCCUGACCUAAACAUCAUCAAGAAUCUAUGGAUAGACCUCAAAAGAGCAGUGCAUGCAAGACGACCUAAGAAUCUCAAAAACUAGAAGCCUUUUGCAAGGAAGAAUGGGCAAAAAUCCCCCUAACAAGGGGGACGACACUGGUGCCAAACUGAAUGGGUCCUAAUGCCCUUCCCUUGGACAACAUUGGUGUCGUGGAGAGGGGAGACUUGCAGCCUGGGCAACUGCUGGUCUAUACAACCUUGCCCAGGCCUACGCCCUGGAGAGUGAAGACUUUCCAGGCGCAGAUCCAUGGUCUCGGAAGACUAACGGAUGCCCCCAAACAAGAAUUGAAAGACUCUUAGCUGGCUACAAAAAGUGUUUACAAGCUGUGAUACUUGCCAAAGGGGGGUGUUACUAAGUACUGACCAUGCGGGGUGCCCAAACCUUUGCAUCAGGUCCUUUUCCUUUUUUGUUAUUUUGAAACUGUAAAAGAUGGAAAUAAAAGAAGUGUUCUUGCUUAAGAUAUUAAAGAAAUGUGUCAUCUUUAACUUUAUGCCUUUUGGAAAUCAGUUCAUCUUUUACUCGCUUAGCUAUUCACAGUGACAGAAAU
Messenger RNA from Mobula hypostoma (lesser devil ray), 6280 nucleotides. Its product is annotated as zinc finger protein 721-like. The record is from RefSeq and is a predicted model, not a curated record. Gene Ontology annotation, biological process: regulation of DNA-templated transcription. Gene Ontology annotation, molecular function: DNA-binding transcription factor activity, RNA polymerase II-specific; RNA polymerase II cis-regulatory region sequence-specific DNA binding. Bases 1232 to 3286 code for a protein of 684 amino acids. Lineage: Eukaryota; Metazoa; Chordata; Chondrichthyes; Myliobatiformes; Myliobatidae. The transcript has 2 exons.